GGUUGUUGUGUACAGUUUUCUGUGAGCAGCAUGGGAACACCGUGUAACCGUACACUCUCUUAUGAAAGAAAAUACCGAGAAUAAAGUUUUCUUCUGCUUUAUCUGGGGCCGGGUCACGGAGGCAGCAGUCUGAGCGGGGAGGCCCAGAUUUCCCUCUCCACGCACACUCCCUCCCUCCAGCUCUUCCGGGGGUAUCCCAAGACAUCCCCAGAGACGUAGUCCUUCCAGCGUGUCCUGGGUCUUCCCCGGGACCUCCUAACAUUUUAAGAUAGAUCAGAAAAUAGUGGCCUCCUCUUCGUCAUGAGACCUUAACAUAGUUUCAUUCAUCGGGCGUUAUGAGUGGUGCGGUGCUCGCGGUUGUGGUUGUUCUGGUUUUCUUCUUGGCCCUGUUCCUCCUGCACAGAUAUGGAGACCUGAAGAGGCAGCAGCGACUCGUGCUUUUGGGGACUCUGCUGGCCUGGUACCUCUGCUUCCUCAUCGUAUUCAUCCUCCCCUUUGACGUCAGCACGACCAUCUAUAAACGAUGCCUUGCCAACAGUGCCGCUGCAAGUGAAGAGUGUGAGCAGCCGUGGAGUUACAUCCCUGAGGGGGUCCUGCCCGUGUUCUGGAGAGUCGUGUACUGGACCUCACAGUUUCUAACAUGGCUUUUGCUGCCCUUCAUGCAGUCCUACGCUCAGUCAGGAGCUUUCUCCAGAAUGGGGAAAAUAAAAACAGCUCUAAUCAAGAAUGCAAUCUACUACGGGACCUACCUCGUCAUCUUUGUCUCUCUCCUCAUAUAUGUGGUCAUACAUCUCAAGUGGAAAUUCAAAUUUCGGGAGCUCCAGACGGUCUGUAUCACGGCAGCCAACACGUGGGGUCUGUUCCUCCUGGUUCUGCUGUUGGGCUAUGGGCUGGUCGAAAUCCCACGCUCCUGUUGGCUCUCGUCAAACCCGACCUACCUCCUCAACAAGACCUAUUUUAAAGUGGCUAAAAUGGCGAUAGAAAAGGCAGCUGCAGAGGAGGAUCUCGCCGAUGUUAUGGAGGAGGUUGCUGCUGUGCAUCAGUCUGUAAACAGCAACAAUUCUUUAAGGAAACGUGUGGAUACCAUCAUAUCAAAGUGUCCGGCUGUGUACCAGGAGGAAAUGACCAGAGAAAUAGACGGUUCACCUGUUUCACACGUUACUCCCAGCGUUGGAGGACUAGUUACACUCCACAAAAAGGUGAUCCUUUGUGUGCAGAGGAGCAACCGUGUCCUGGUGCAGUGGCCCCUCCUCUUAAACCAGGCGUUUCAUUUAGAAGAUGUGUCUAAGAGUAAGGCCUCUCCGGUCAGGUACUUCAUGCACAGCUUCGACUCAGAUCAACCUGCGGGAUGGGUCCAAAAGUUCCUCUAUACGCCCUCUGUUGAGUGGUACUGGGAGUGUGUUCUGAAGCAGGUGUUCUAUAAGAUGGUGGCCGUGCUCCUGUGCCUCCUCUCCGUCACCGUGGUCUGGUCCGAGUGCACGUUUUUCAGCACCAAGCCAGUGCUCUCCCUCUUCGCCGUCUUUGUACAAACGGCAGAAAAACAUUACAACUACAUCUGUAUUGAGGCAGGUGCAGCGUUCAGCUUAAAAGAUCCCGAAACAAACGUAGAGAUUCGUGUGUAUAAUGUUUUUUUUUUUUGUUCUCUGCAGAUGGUGUGCUUUGUUGGCAUCCUCUUCCUCUGUGUCUGUGUUUACUCCACCGUCUUCAGCAUCAGAUUUUUUAACUACUAUUACCUGGUCCCGCACCAUCAGACCGACUCCUACAGCCUGCUGUUCAGUGGCAUGUUGUUUUGCCGUUUGACGCCUCCUUUGUGCCUUAACUUCCUCGGCCUUAUUCACAUGGAUUCAUCGGUUUCACAGCAGAUCAUUCCAACAUCCUACACGUCUGUCAUGGGUUCGAUGAGUCUGCUGUCCUUCAUUUCUAACGGGUUCUACAUUUACUACCCCAUGCUCAUUCUGUUACUCUGCUUUGCCACGUAUUACAAUUUCGGUUCUCGCUGUUUGAAUCUCCUGGGCUUCCAUCAGUACAUUUCAGACGAUGAAAUUACGUCUGAUCUUGUGGAUGAAGGAAAAGACCUUAUAAGAAGAGAGAGAAGAAAAAAACAGAAAAUGGAGGGAGACAAUCGUGGAGCGACGUGGAGGGAGCGUUACGCAGAGGACAGAAACGGAGCCACUACAGCUGGAAAGAUUAAAAACUCUGUUGUUCAGUUCACCAAGAGAGAUCCUGUGUUAGAAGAGCAGUCUGUGGGUUUAUUACAGGAUUGCAUUGAGGAUUCACCAGACACAAGAUCCUCACCAGGAAGUUACCGGUCCAUUUCCCAUUCCAGAGUAAACAUCUUUGACGAUAUUUAACUGGAUUUAAAGGGCCGUAUUGUGCUGUUUUUAGUUCAGUGUCAUAAUGUUGUUUCCUUCUCCAAAACAUACCUGACGUCAGAGUCCUGCACCGGGUCGGGUACUCACAGGUACGGGCAAAUAGUCGCUGAAAAGGGCGGGUUUUAACGUUCUGGAAUUUUUCGAGCGGGUAGGCGGGCGGGUAGUAAUUACAUACAGGCAGGUCAGGACUAAACCAGGACUACACCAGGACUAAACCAGGUCUAAACGAGGACUGAACCAGGUCUAAACCAGGAUUAAAUUAGGACUAAACCAGGACUAAACCAAGUCUAAACCAGGUCUAAACCAGCAUUAAACUUGGAAUAAACCAGGUCUAAACCAGGACUGAAUGAGGUCUAAACCAGGAUUAAACUAGGUCUAAACCAGGUCUAAACAAGGACUGAACCAGGUCUAAAUCAGGAUUAAACUAGGACAAAACCAGGACUAAACCAGGUCUAAACCAAAAAUGGACCCGUGCAGGACAGAGUUACUCAAACAUGUGAAUGAAACAAAACACAACUCCCGGUGUGUUUUUGAGGAGAAAACAACAUUAUAACAUGACUCAAAGCUCACAAGAGUCAGACCUUUAAUGCUUUACCGCAUGUUCUCUGGAUAUCAUGACAUUUCAUCCAACCAGGAAUUUCUUGGGACAUUGUCAAAAUAUUUAUAGUAGAAUGUUUUUGUUUGUAAUGUUUUUGAAAAUGUUAAAUUAUGAAUACACAAAAACAGACACGACAACUCCAACCGUUUACUCCAGUAUCCUUAAUCAUUUCUUUAAGUUAAUAUGUUGUAGUUUUGUUAAUCAUCUGUACUGUAAUGACUGUGAUAGUGAAUGUACUGGUAACCCCUUAAUAAUAACUACAACUUAUUUUGCCUUAAAGCUGCACUGCGUAACAUUCCGAGUGGAAGUUCCGCUGUCUGAUGUCUCCAUGGAGAUGUUAUUGUUUUGUCUAGAAUGUUCAACAGCAUAGAUUAUAGAAAAAACAAAAAGGUAGAAUGUUCUCUUGGAAAUUGGAUCAAAACUUUGGACACAACGAAAUCCAGGCGCUCCAGAAAAGUAAAAGUUGCAUACGGAAAAGUAUCGUUAAAAGGCUUUUAUUUAAAUGGCCAAAAAAAAUAAACAGAGGCCUAUUAACGAUACUUUUCCUUGUGCGACUUUUACUUCUUUGGAGUGCUUGGUUUUCAUUGUGUUUAAAGCAGGAUUGUCCAAACUUUUUUCAUCAAGAGCCACAUAUUUAAACACAGACGAAGCAGAUGGCUGAUCAAGGGCUGUAGACUGGUGCUCAAUACAUUGAAUAAUUUAAAUAUGUGCAUGUUUAACACGUUAGAACAUUAUUCACGCUAGCAUCCUUAAAACCUCACACUAAAAAUUAAAUAUCGGCUUUAUCCAGGUAGAUUUUCAAAAAUCUUGCAAUAAAAAUUACAUUUUUCAUUGAUGCAAGGUAAUUUGGGCCAAUUCUCCUGGAAGCCUGAGGGCCAAAAAAUUUGUCUAAAGGCCGCAUUUGGCCCACGGGCCAUAGUUUGGACAUGCCUGGUCUAAAGCAUAGAUUACAUGAAACAGAAAAAGCACACCAAAGUUCUUAGUUCUUAGAGGUGCAAAUGCAAUAGCCUGAUUCAUCAGCCGGUUUCACUUCGUAAAAACCGUGUGACCUCGCAGCGUUAGAAUUUGUUUGCUUGACAGUAGGCGGGUACUUUUUUCUUUAACCAAUUACUGCUAUUUGGUCGUGACGUAUGUAAUGCACUGCUAACGGGGCUAACUGGUAUAUUAAGCUUUUCCCAAAUCCCAUAGGAAGAAGGGAAAUAACGUUUUUCCCCAGCUCUCGACAUAAACAUCUCAGGUUGAGCGGUCAGAUCCACUGACCCACAGGUUGGCUGGUGUGAUUCCAGCUCCCACAGAUGAAUGCUGUCGUUGUGUCCUUGGGCAAGACACUUAACCCACCUUGCCCACAGUGUCUGUGUACACUGGUGUGUGAAUGGGUGAGUGGUUCCUUGUUGUAAAGCGCUUUGAGUGCCUUGAAGGUGGAAAAGCGCUAUAGAAAAAUGUGACCAUUUACCAUAAAAUUCACCAAACAUUCUCUUUGUUCCGGCUUUAAAUCCUCGAUCUCGGGAAUCUUUGCCAACACAAAAUGUAUGGCUCUUCACUGAUUGGAACUCGUUCUUCCGGGUUUUUGCAAACCGUCUAGUGUAUUCCGAUUCCUGACCUAGUCGCUGGAGAGAAAUAAAAUUGAGCAAAGGCACUAGGUGGUGCCAGCCUGACUUCAAAUGCAAGGAACAGCAAAAUAAAAGUGAAAAAAUGCAUAGCACACAAAAUGGUCACCAGGCCAGGUGCUCAUAUAUGCUCUGUCUUAUAUGAGCACCUGCGCUGGGAACCAUUUUAUGUACUGUGAUCCAAAGUAAGAAUAAAAGCUUUUGGACAUUGGCCAUCUGAGUGUGCUAUGCAUUUUUCACUAUUAUAAAGCACAGAUUACACCUCUGUAUCACAAGGGAUACAAGCAGGCUACAGCACUACACUACAUUACAGGUCAGAUCUGUGGAGAGUCGCCCCUGUUCACAGAAGGAAUUAUUAUUAUAUUUUUGAGCAACAGAAACACUCGUAAUAAAUAAAUGCUAGAUGGAAAUGUUUAAAGUCAUACCAUGUAACAUUCCGGGCUAAGCCAUAACAUCUCCAUGGUGACAAGUGGUUGCGGACUCUCCACCAGAAAAAAGUCCCACAGUGCAUCUUUAAUAAAGUACAAGACAUAUUUCAUAAUGUACAAAUAGUUUAGGAAUGAUUCAGGCUUUAUAACUUCUGGGUUAGGUUAGGAGUUACAGGAUUCAGUAGUUGUUAAACUUGAGUCAUAUAAUUAACUAUUUGUUCUUUAUUAAAGGUGCAUUGUGUAACUUUUCUAUGUCUUUUCAUGGAGACCAACCCAGACCAAGAUCUGUGCAGAGGCGACGCCGCUCACAGUCAGAAUGUCUGUUUUUCGAUGUAUUUUCGAGCUGUAAAACAACCUGUAAUUGAAUAAAAGUAAGGUAGAACCGUUUAAAGUCACACUGUGGAACAUUCCAGGCAGAGCAAUGAUUUCUCCAGCAGGUGAAAUGUUAUACAGUGCACCUUUAAGACUGUAAAUAGUUAUCGAAAUGUUACCGAUGCAUUGAAAUCGUGUGUAGUUUUUUUUUUCUCCACCUUCCAAUUGUGCCUAAAAUUCAUAAAUUGCAAACAUUUUGACUCGUACUUUGUGAACAUCUUUGUAUGUAAUUUAUUAUUAAAAUGCAGGACAAUUUCAA
Molecule: messenger RNA, 5636 nt
Organism: Boleophthalmus pectinirostris (great blue-spotted mudskipper)
Lineage: Eukaryota; Metazoa; Chordata; Actinopteri; Gobiiformes; Gobiidae
Product: G-protein coupled receptor-associated protein LMBRD2B-like
Exons: 18
Coding region: 336-2351 (671 amino acids)
Biological process (GO): adrenergic receptor signaling pathway
Cellular component (GO): membrane
Source: RefSeq, a predicted model, not a curated record